Messenger RNA from Astyanax mexicanus (Mexican tetra), 2428 nucleotides. RefSeq names its product cereblon (gene crbn). The transcript has 11 exons. Gene Ontology annotation, cellular component: Cul4A-RING E3 ubiquitin ligase complex. The record is from RefSeq and is a predicted model, not a curated record. Bases 15 to 1352 code for a protein of 445 amino acids. Gene Ontology annotation, biological process: protein ubiquitination. Lineage: Eukaryota; Metazoa; Chordata; Actinopteri; Characiformes; Acestrorhamphidae.
GUAAACAGACGGCGAUGGCUGCUGAGAGGGGCGGAGGCGACAACAACAUCCACGACGACAUGGGCAACCAGCUGCAGCUCGUACCUGAAAAUGAGGAGGAGGAAGAAGAUGACAUGGAAACUGAAGACCGUGAUAGUGAAGAUGCAGAAAAGCCAAGCAUUAUCAACUUUGACCCAAGUUUGCCGACAUCACAUGCUUACCUGGGCUCAGACAUGGAGGAGUUCCACGGCCGGACUCUUCAUGAUGAGGACAGUGUGCAAAACUUGCCUGUUCUCCCGCAUGCGGCUCUUAUGCUGAUCCCAGGUCAGACACUGCCAUUGCAGCUUUUUCGACCACAGGAGGUCAGCAUGUUCCGCAACCUUGUCAGUCAUGACCGCACAUUUGCUGUGCUUGCACACAGUCCUGAUGCAAGUGGGGGAGAGCUAAAAGCAGAGUUUGGGACAACAGCAGAGAUUUAUGCCUUUCGUGAGGAGCAGGAGUACGGCAUUGAGACGGUGAAAAUCAAAGCUAUUGGGCGGCAGCGCUUCAGAGUGCAUGACAUUCGCACACAGGCAGACGGGAUUCGUCAGGCGAAGGUGCAAAUUUUGCCAGAGAGAAUUCUGCUUGACCCCUUGAGUGCCGUUCAGCUCUUGUCCCACGUACGCACACAUUCACCUCCUACCAAGCAAACACAACCACAGAGCCAAGUGCAACGUUGCCAGGCCUACAGACGGAGAAAGUUAUAUCCUGCAAGUAUGACCCCAUGGCCUCCUUGGGUGUAUGCCCUUUAUGACUCUGAGACUCUAAUGAGCAGAGUAAAGCGGCAGCUCCAUGAGUGGGACGAGAACCUCAAGGAUGAAUCGCUGCCUACAAAUGCUAUAGAUUUUUCAUACAGAGUGGCUGCCUGUUUGCCAAUAGAUGAUGCUCUUAGACUGCAGUUGCUUAAGAUCGGCAGUGCUAUACAGAGACUACGCUGUGAGCUGGACAUUAUGGACAGGUGCACAUCCCUAUGCUGCAAACAGUGCCAAGACACAGAGAUUACAACCAAGAACGAAAUAUUCAGUCUGUCGCUUUAUGGGCCAAUGGCGGCUUAUGUGAAUCCACAUGGUUACGUUCAUGAGACACUGACUGUUUAUAAGGCUAGCAACCUCAAUCUGGUUGGAAGACCAUCCACACUGCAUAGCUGGUUCCCAGGGUAUGCAUGGACGAUUGCGCAGUGCCGGACGUGUGGAUCUCACAUGGGCUGGAAGUUCUCUGCAGUAAAGAAGGAUCUGAGCCCACCACGCUUUUGGGGUCUGACUCGCUCUGCUCUUCUGCCCACAAUCCCUCAAGGCGAGGAGGGAGUGGAGGGCUCACGCCUGCUCUGCCUGUGACCUCAGCAUGACCCGCGACUUUUCAACUCACAGCACAUAAAACAUCCACCACUUUAAUCCUUCUCCACUUCACCCUGAAACAUCACACUCCAGACCAUAAAGAGAGAGAGAGAGAGGGUGAGACACAGAAAGACAUAGUUAGGGGGGGAAAGGAGACAGUGAGACAGAAAAGUGGACAGAGAGGGAGAAAAAACUGGCUUGUAAAUUAGUUUCUCUUGAAGAAGUAAAUCAGACAGGCCUCAAGGGUCAAAGUGAACCCUGUCAGUUUAAAUAUGUGGCUUUUACAAUCAAAUUUUGUUCUGCUGAUCAUGUAUGUUGUUGUAACAGUUCAGCCUUGCAUUUGACAACAUACACUUAUUUCAAGCCCACAAUCUUUUUUUUCAUUAAGCUAAUAAAACGGUCUCCUAUUUAAACAUGGACAUUAUGAAAGGGUUAACACAUGGUGUUUCUUAAUAUUAUGUUAAUAUAAACAAACCAACUUCGAAGAGAAGGGACUAUUUUGUGCAUAUUCCUUAUCGGACAAAGAAAGAUGGUUCCACUGAGUUAGUUAAAAAAAAAGUCAAUCAGUGUGGCAUAAUGAGCCUGUGUGGUGCUGGAUGCCACAGUAACUACUAAUAGGGAUGAUUUAUAAAGUAACAGAGUUACUCUUAUCAUCAUUAAGUCAUAUCAGGGGCAUAACUCUGCUACUGUAUUUUUGUAUUUCUUCUCAGCCCCCUUUCCCUUUUUGUCUAUGACAAUGCUAUUGGAUGUAGGUGUGUUUAGACACUGAAAGGAUUUUGUUAGCAGGUGUUUUGGUAGACAGGUCUGUAAGUAGACUGCAGCCCUUUCUGGAGAAACCUCUAUUAUAAAUGCAGUGUUAGGAAACGGAGUGCAUAUACACAUACUUUAAAUACAUCCAGGACAUCUUGUGCAUACCUCAGCAGUCUCACAUAUCCAUAAUGUUAAAAUGAGAUAUACAAAAUACACUUGACAAGCCACUGACUUGCAUAUCUGUAACCAUAAUAUUCAAGGGAUUCAGGAUCCAAAAAGGUGUUCAGUUCUACUAAAUAUGCUAAUAAAAUCAUUUUUGGAACGUC